AUGCAAUCUUUUCUUAACGAAAAACCAAAGAACGGGGUCGAUAUUCCACAUGCUCGUCUUUUAUCAGCUCUCAAGUUGAAUGAUGAGUUUGCAGAGUACUUUAAAGAUCGCGCUCAAAUCGAAGACAUGUAUGCCAAGAGUAUCAUGAAAUUGCAAAAGAAGAAUUAUAUUGUAGACAAAUCGGCAUUAGGCACUUUUUUGCCAUUGUGGGAAAUGCUUCAAAUUGAACUCGCACAACUAGCGUCCAUUCAUGGCGAAUACUCUACUGUAUUGACUGAGCAGAUCGAGCAGCCAUUGAGAGCAGCUAUACCCAACAAUCGUGAUUACGCUGACAUUCACAAGAUGGGCGAUCAUAUGCAAAGAAUUGCCCGAGAGUACGAUGAUCUUGAAGCCAAAAUUCAAAAACAAAAAAAGAACUCAAAAGGUGAAGCAAAGGCUGCAGAGUAUAUCAAAUUGCAAGAGCAAAAGUUGGCAGAGUGGAUCAAGGAAGCACCUGAAUUCUUACAAAAACACCAAAAAGUGGAUGAAUUUGGCUGGGAAAACUUAAAGACCACCAUCUAUAAAUUCGAGUCUAUCCAGCAAACACAUGCUGAGAAAAUGAUUGAAAUGGCUGGAAAUACCAUGACAGCUGCUGCCAACUUGCGUGUGGAUGAUGAAAUUGCUGCAUUCUGUGCAUCGCAUGGCGGUGGUAGUUUGAUGAAGAUCACUCCGCAUCAAGUGCCAAACACAACAACAGCGGAAUCAGUGGAAAGUCAAGCACCACAACCAUUAGUCGACACGAAUCACAUUGUACCUGAACCCUCUGUUUCAGAUAUGAGUUUGAAAAGCUCAGAUGCUGCAACCCGCCAUCCUCCACCUGCUCCACCAUCUAUCAAAAAGGACAAGAAGAGAUUUUUCUCUUCUCUUGUCUCUAUUAGACGCAAGCCAAAGUCAGAUGCCAACCUCAAUCAACACAUGGAUCAAGGUUUGAAUCCCUCUGAUCAGCAAAGUAAUGGCCGUCGUCAGCGUAGUUUCAGCAAUGCUGGAAGCUUUGUUGAAUCAUCCAGCCUCCACUCAAUCAAUACACACAGUACUUCAGACCAUCAUGAUGCUAAUAUGGCCAAGUCAGCAAGCACAAAUAAUAUUGGACACCUUCAUCAAAAUGUGGAUUUGAUGACACCCAACUCGCCCAACUCAUUGAAUCCGCCAUCUAUGAACAAUGCGCCUAGCUUAAAGGGGAGCUUCACCAAUGAUUCAGCCUCACAGCCACCUCUUAUUUUAAUAGAUGCUGAAGGAUACUCUAUUCCUCCUCCUGACCGCACAGCAUGGCCCGGAGAUGCCAACACCACCAAUGAAUCUUUGGUAGAUACAGAUGACAUGGCUUCAGACGGAGGAAGUGUCUUUAGUAACCCACGGAUUCGAGUUGACAUCAAGAACGAAGCUGUCACUGAAGAGGAUGCUUCACAAUCAGCUGUGGCUCUUUCGCGAGUAUCUACUCUGUUAAGAGAAAAAACUCCCAAUGCUACACCUACUGCAAGAAGAUUACGAGGACGACGAGAAAUGAGAGCCACACAACUGUACUCAGUCAUUGAGCAAGAUCAAAUAGUUUCAAAAGUAGACGGUUCUUCUGGACCUGCACCAGUAGCGGAUACAUCGCUCCAACCAUCCACGGAUUCUACAUCAUCAUUACCAGCAAACCCCUUUGAAAUGAGCCAAGAGAGGAUUGCAGAGAUACCAGAGGAAGAGGAAGCAACCGCAGUAACACAUCAACCUGUAGAAGAUUUGCCAUUGAUUAAUGUAUACAUUACCGAGACAGUGCAUGUACUUUCCAAAGCUGGGGAAGCAGAGAAAUCAGUCAUCUGGGGUGAGAUUGGUAUUGAUUACAAAGGACCUGCUGUGAGUGCUACACCCAUUUGCUUCCAAAUUAACCAUCAACAAUCACUGGACUCGAUUGAAGUGACUGACUAUGUCAAUGUAUUGGAUGGCUACAACUUACAAGACAACAUUUUCAAGAUCAACACACAACUUUAUCACGAGAAUUUCAGUACGUCGGAAGAAAACGCUGUAGCUGUUUGUAUCAAAUACCAAACCAAGCUGGAUCAUUUACCCAUCACUGUGAAGCCCAUUUGGAAGUGCGAAGCUCAAAAGAGCCGGUUGCUUGUCAAAUACCAUUCAAAUGCACCCUCAACAGCAACACUGGAUAAGGUCAUGUUGGCCACUUCAGUCACUGGGAAUGUACAAAAUGCGCUCAGUAUUCCAGCAGGCGAACUUGUUCUUUCUCAACACAGAAUUAAAUGGCAUCUGGGACACAUCUCCGGGAACGAUGAACAGGUCAUUAAGGCUCAGUUCACUACGCUGGAGCAAGCAUCUCCUCAGCCUAUUGCUGUUCGCUUUGAAAUGAAGGAUCAUUUGUUGUCUGAUGUCAGUGUACAACAAGGUGCAGAUGCUGCUGUCGUUCUUUGGGCUAAAAUUUGUAACGUUACCAAGAUUGUAAAGGCUGGAAAAUACAUCGCAGACGCUUAA
Molecule: messenger RNA, 2502 nt
Organism: Mucor velutinosus
Lineage: Eukaryota; Fungi; Mucoromycota; Mucoromycetes; Mucorales; Mucoraceae
Exons: 11
Coding region: 1-2502 (833 amino acids)
Biological process (GO): septin cytoskeleton organization
Cellular component (GO): cell division site; plasma membrane; endocytic vesicle
Source: RefSeq, a predicted model, not a curated record